This is a messenger RNA of [Torrubiella] hemipterigena, 2057 nucleotides long. NCBI's taxonomy places the organism in Eukaryota, Fungi, Ascomycota, Sordariomycetes, Hypocreales, Clavicipitaceae. The record is from the annotation of a GenBank genome assembly.
GAAGCUUGGUCCUUUUUCUCCUCGCCUUUUGCCCUGCAUUCCUCUCCCCAAUCAUCACCACCACCACCCCUCCUCUUUUAAGACAGCCACCGCACCGUCUUAUCUGAGACAACUUGUUUAAAUCCACGCGGCGUGGCGCGUUAAUUGAAAAAAGGGACGACAUAUUCAUCAUCUGCUUCCUUUUCCACCAAUCCGCCGAUAUCGUCUCAUCCGACGCGUCCCUCGGCAACCCUACCUACUACCUUGACACACCAACCAAGACCUUCGUCAACAACGAGGCCAUCGCCAAAACACAAAACAAUGUCCGCAUCGUCGCCGUCGCAAGAAGCCGGCGGCGCCGGGCGUCGCGGCUCAGCAAGCAGCACCUGCGAUCCCAUCAUGCGCAAUGCGCUGCGCUACACCAUCUCCGCGCGAGAAUACGCCACGCUUCACAAAUACAUCAUCUCGCGCUCCAAGACGCUGCGCAAGGCGACGCCCAGCCCGGCUGCUGUCGAAAAGGCCCUCCAGCCCAAGGACAAUAGCGCCGGUGCUGACGACUACAAUGUCAAGACGAUUCGACAUGCCCUGCGCGUCUUUGUCACGACCUGGGUUGGCAUGAAGGGCUGGGAUGUUGUCCUGCGCAGAAUGGGCAGUCCAGAAGCCCUUGCCUCGAAGAAGCAGCCCUUUUACAAGUCCCCAGCCCUGCGACUCGCAGUGUCCUUGUCCGGCAUUCUCUUCCUCUACAGAUUUCUGUUCCGCUUCCUCAGCCGCCUGCGAGCACACCUGCUAGAUCCCCAGGUUGAGCCUUUCCGACGCCGCAAUCCUAGAACUACAAAGGCCCUGACGUCGCCGCUGACGCCUGCCAUUGGUGCUUCGCUCGCUGGUCUUGCGCUCGGCAUCUACCCUGCCCAGCAGAUGCGCGUCACUGUCGCCAUCUGGGCGCUGUUCCGUGCACUGGAGUUUGGCUGGAACUCAUGCGAAGGUGAGGGCCUUAUCUGGGGAACUAAGAAUGGCCGUAAGAGGGAGCGUCCUUGGUGGUUUGGCAGCUGGCUCAUCCAGCCCUUUGCCUUUGGCCAGCUGCUUCACGCCGUUGUCUUUGACCGCGAUUGCUUCCCAGAGUCAUAUGGAAAGUUCAUCUUCAACAAUUCGUCUGCCUACCUCCACAAGCGCCCCGCGGACUAUCCCACCAAUCUCAAGUGGCCUCAAACAUAUGAAAUCGUUGAUAACUUGGGUGAAAUGGCCCGCCUCAACUGGCCCGCGUACAUCUCCCCCACCAUGUUCCCCAACAAGAAGCAGGUUCUCCCGCCCACGCUGGCCGCCGUCUCGCCGCUCUCAUCGCAGGCGCAUCCUCUCAUCACAUCUCUCUCAUGCGCGACGCUGCACCCUACGGACCCGUCGUGUCUGCGCACAUACCUCACCUUUUGGCUCGGCUCGUUCCCCCCAAUGGCCCGUUUCUUCCUGCUCUUCUACUCUGCCAUGGGCAUUCUCCCCCGCUUCAAGUCCUUCUACAACAACCCCGUCGUCGCCCUGCAGCGCAUCCUCUCCCGCGCUCUCCGCACCUCAACCUUUGCUACCGGCGCCAUCUCCACCGCCUGGGCAUCCAUCUGCUUCUUCCAGCAGUACCUUCCUCGCCACGUCCUCGCCACCCAGCGCUUUUUCCUUGGCGGCUUCGUCGCCGGUCUCUGGGCCUGGGUUGAGCGUCGCCACGGCCGCAGCGUCUUCCUCUACAGCGCCCGUACCAGCGUCGACAGUCUGUGGAAGGUCGGUGUCAAGCGCCGCUGGUGGCGUUCCAUGAAGGGUGGCGAUGUCUGGGUCUUUGUCCUGGCACUCGCCAUCACUGGUGUUGUAUACGAGCAUGAUGCCAAGGCCAUUCAAGAAUCAUCGUUCCGCAAGGGUGUAAGCUGGUUCCGUGGCGAGGGCUUCCGCGACUGGGCAGCUGUUGAUGAGGAGACGGAAGAAUUGGAGGCCAAGAAGAAGGAGUAAAUUUAAUGGUGUCGUUACAAUGAUGAACUGUAUUAUGAUGAGGGGUCUUGUUCAAUUAGUCUUAAGCGAAUGCAAAAUAUUUUCUCAGACUCCAA